AUGAGAGUGAGAGACAGCUAUUUAGAGAAAUGGGAGGACAUUAGAGCGAGAGACAGGUAUGUAGAGAAACGCAGAACGGAGAGAGAGACAGACAAACAGAAGCACCGUGAGCGACAGGCAGACAGACAAACUGAGAAAGUUGACCCCAGCUGCACCUGAUUGCGUUUCAAAGAUCUGAUUGUGAGCUGCGGUGUCCCGUGAAGGAGCGCUUUGAGCCGCAUCGACCGCCCGCAUCAUAGCGACAUGACGGCCGCCACUAAGCUCCUUGAUGAGUUGUGUCACCUGUCGGUGCAGUCGAUGACCUCGCUGGAGACCGAGGACCACUUCCGGGUCGUUAAGCUGCUGGGGCAGGGGUCAUACGGCAAGGUCAUGCUGGUGGUUCAUAAGAAGACAGGCUCCCCCAUGGCCCUGAAGUACUUCCUGCGGGCGUCGACCUCGCUCUUCUCCUUCCUGCGGGAAUACAACCUGUCGCUGGCGUUCUGCGCCCACCCCUCGCUGACCCGCGCCCUCGGCAUCGCCUACCGGACCCCCACCCACUACGUCUUCGCCCAGCAGGUGGGCCUCCACGGAGACCUGUACGACCUCAUCGUCCCAGAGGGGGGCGUGGAGGAAGGCUCCGUCCAGAGGGUGGUCUCUCAGCUGAGUGGGGCUCUGGCCCACCUCCACGCCCACGGCCUGGUCCACCGCGACCUGAAGCCGGAGAACGUCUUCCUCUGCGACCCCGCCGGCAGCUGGGUGAAGCUGGGGGACUUCGGCAUGGUGAAGGCGGUGGGCAGCCGCAUCCAGGAGGUCUGGUACAGCUCCGCCUACUGCCCCCCCGAGGCCCAGGGCGCCCAGCGGGGGGGGGCUGGAGCGCCGCUGUGGGUGGCGGCCGACCCCAGCGUGGACUGCUGGGCCCUCGGCAUCCUGACCUACGCCCUGCUCACCGGCGCCCUGCCCUGGGCCGAGACCACCUGCUGCAACCCGUCCUACCGCCGCUACAGGGACUGGGUCCGCCGCUGCUGCUGCUGCUGCUGCUGCUGCUGCUCCUCCACCUCCCCCUCCUCCUCCUCUUCCUCCUCCUCCUGCUCCUCCUGCUCCUCCUCUGACGCCUGGGGGUCCGAGUUGUCGCAGGGGCUCGGCCCCCCCGUGGCCCCCCAGUUCCGCGGCUUCACCCCCCUGGCCUGCUCCCUGUUCCGGGCCCUUCUGGACCCGCGGCCCAGGCUCCGGGGGAGGCCGGGCGACGCCCUGGCCUUCCUGGGGGAGGAGUGGCUGAGGGGGGAGGAGCGGAGCCGGCUGGAGGCGGAGAGGAAGAGGAGGAGGAGCGGGGGGGAGGGACUCAGAACCUUGAGUCACCAAACAUCCCAUAAUGACAGCAAGGUGUUAGCGUAGCUUAAUGAGGCUAGCAGAAAAGAAGCCGGCGGUCAGCUAGAACUUAGAUCCAAGAUGGCCGCUAGGAGCAGGGCCUCAGCUCUGUGAUUCCUGGGCUGGACACGCCCACUUGUGAUGUAACAAGUGGAGUGCAGUGACAUCACAACAUCACACCUCUUGGUAAAACAGGCGACCUUUGACCUAUUAAAUAAAAGGUUUUGUCCGAUGAUUGUGGAAGAAAUAUCACAAAUAUUAACUGCUGUUCAGCCAUGUAUGGCUUUAGUAAAAUGUGUAAAACAUUGAUCUUAUGUGAUUAUGUCAGGUUUAUGUGAAUAUAUGUGUGAAUAUAUGUGUUCACGUCCCAUCUUCAAACCAGUGUUUCAACCUGGGGGUCAAGCCCCACUAGGGGUCAGCUGACCUGG
Molecule: messenger RNA, 1772 nt
Organism: Gadus macrocephalus (Pacific cod)
Lineage: Eukaryota; Metazoa; Chordata; Actinopteri; Gadiformes; Gadidae
Product: serine/threonine-protein kinase SBK2
Exons: 6
Coding region: 244-1371 (375 amino acids)
Biological process (GO): peptidyl-serine phosphorylation; peptidyl-threonine phosphorylation
Molecular function (GO): protein serine/threonine kinase activity; ATP binding
Source: RefSeq, a predicted model, not a curated record